AUGUCAUUGAUUCAAGAAGAAAUUGAUUUGGAUAUUGAUGAAAUGAAGCGUCAUAAUCAUAUAAAUGAAUCGUUUGCAACCGAUCCUGAAUUUGGAAGACAAAAUAUAAGAACAAAACGUGAACUAGGUCAUCGGGAUCUUUGGUAUGAUAAAUUAUAUGGAAAUUCACUUAAAGUUGAUGCACAUGGAAAUAUUCUUACAGUUGUUUAUGGUUUUAAAUUUCUUAAUAAAGAUCGAACAGCUAUUGAAUUUGGAGAAAAUAUUCUUUCAUCUCGUGCAAUUUUCAAAGAUGUUCGAAAUACUCGUUCUCAUGAUGCAAAAACGUUUUUAUUAAUCGAUAGUGAAUAUUGGUAUACUGAUAAAUUAAUGAUAUAUUUAUUAGCAACUGAUAGUGAUACUAAUAAUUCAAAACGUGACUGGAAAUCACAUUUUAAUUAUAUUGUUGUUGAUGCACAAAAACCAUUAUUUUUUGCUGAAGGUACAACAUUAAGAAGAAUUGAUCCAAAUACUGGAAGUAUGAAAUUGGGUUCUAAUGCUGUGCAAUUACAACAAAAUGAAGUUUAUAGUGGAGACGAUGAAAAACUUCAAUCAAAUUCAACUGAUCGUCAUCAUUCAACAUUAUAUCAAACAUUUAAGAAUACACGUUGUUUUGAUCGUUCAAUAUCAGCAUUUCCAUCAAUACACAAUCAUCCUUAUUUACCAUUAUACAUAAUACAUGAUCAUGAUGAAGAUGGUGAUCCAGAUGAUGAUAAUCCAUCAAAAGUUGGUCACGAUUUAGACUUUGAUGUUCGAUCAAACAUAACAUAUACAUCACCAAAAAAGACAUGCAAAACAACAAAUGACUAA
This is a messenger RNA of Rotaria sp. Silwood1, 846 nucleotides long. The record is from the annotation of a GenBank genome assembly. NCBI's taxonomy places the organism in Eukaryota, Metazoa, Rotifera, Eurotatoria, Philodinida, Philodinidae.